UUUUUAACUCCUCCUAAUGUGGGUGUGUGGAGGACGGGUACAAUCAGAGUUAGGGAGCUCGUUCAGUGGCGUUAGGAUAAAGUGACAAUGAGUGUAUCUGCUGAAACAAAACUUAGCAAACACUUAACAUGCAGUUACAAGAGCUUUGGGAGUUCAAUUGAGCUGGCGGAUGUCUCAUCACCAGAUGGAUUUACUAGCAGCCAUGAUGACGGAGACCAGCCACAGGGUCAAACCUUAAAAAUCCUUGCUGCUGCAACAGAUCCAGUCCAGUUGAAAGAGCUGCCGUCUGGUAGCCAGGAACCAUUUGAACCGACCAAACUCAAGGAAACGGACGAGGAGUGUUGUGCCCUGGACACACCAGUACAAAUCUAUGCUGUAGUUUUCAUCUUUGCCAUUGGGGUGACCAUUGCUUUGGUCACAGAAAUAUACCUGACGCCUUUGGCUUUCAUAAAAGGUGUGGUGUCAGAUCAUGAGCGCUGCACGGCUCUCGGUGAGAAAGUACUUCAAGAUCGUGGGUCCAGUGUGGAUGCAGCGAUCGUCGGAGCUCUUUGCUUGGGCAUUGUACAUCCACACGUGUCGGGAGUUGGUGGAGGAGGAGUCAUGUUGGUCCAUGACUCCCGUCGGAAUCAAACCAAGGUGAUCAAUUUCCAAGGCUCUGCACCUCAAGCCCUUACAGAGGAUAUGGUACAGAAUGCCUCUGAUGUUAAGGCAGGUCUAUUCGUAGGAGUUCCAGGGAUGCUGCUGGGGUUGCACCGUGCUCACAGACUGUACGGAAGCUUAUCAUGGGAUGAUGUUGUCAGCAGAGCUGCAGACGUAGCCAGAGAGGGAUUCAAUGUUUCACAGAGUCUUGCUGCUGCAAUAUCGCAGCUGGAAACUGAGAAGAUAGAGGGGCGCUUGAGGGACAUUUUCAUCCCAGAUGGUCAGGCUCUGAAGCUGGGAUCCUACCUGAGGAUGCCUGGUUUGGCAGAAGUUCUUGAGGCUGGUUUUUGGAAUUUCUACCAUGGCCCAAUAUCAGAAGAGAUGGAGAAAGAGGUGAUAGCAAAGGGAGGCGUCCUGACCAGAGAAGACAUCCGUGAUUACAGCGUAGAGGUGCAACAACCAUUGGAAGGCCGGUACAAUGAGCACAUCAUUCAGGUUCCCCCUCCACCAUCUGCUGGCGUGGCGCUGAUUGCGGCUCUCAAUAUCCUAGAGAGUCUCUUUGUCGUGGAAAAUAAUGUCACAGAAAAUCAAACUUCCCGCUGGAUUGAAGAGGCGUUGACAAGAGCUCUAACUAUGGUUGGUGAGCUGGGUGAUCCCAACUACAACUCUUCAGUGACUGACCUUUCUGCAAUGAUUAGUAAGGGUCAGGGUGCAGGGCUGCAGCAGAGGAUGAAAGACUUUCAACAAUCUUCACAUGCCUCCAACUCCACUAUCCACCGCUUCCCAACAGAGCAGCUGACUGGACAAGUCAUAGUGAUGGGACCAGAUGACCUCAUGGUGUCUGUUGCAAGUUCCUUGAGCAGGCCGUUUGGGAGCAGGAUCGUCACUGAGUCGGGAAUAAUUCUCAACAGCCUUAUUUUGGACUUCUUCUGGCCAAAUCAGAUGCGGGAGCACCCCCAGUCUAACCAGAAAAAUAGUUUGGAGCCAGGAAAGAGGCCUCUGACAUUUCUAAUGCCUGCAAUGAUGGUUCCGACUUGGAACAAGUGUGGCUCCUACAUGGCCCUGAGUAGUUCAGGUGGGCCAAAUCGCUUGAGUGAAGUCACGCAGAUGCUAGUUGGUCUCCUGUUUCUCCAUAAAGAGAAAAAUGACACGCUUUCUACAGGAGGACUGCCUCCUCAACUUUCUAACUCCACGUUUCCAGAGGAGAGUGUGUAGCUUUUCCGUGCAAUGGGCCAUCAAGUUGAUAAGCUACAAGAUUGCUGAUAGAUGACGUCAAUAAAAAUAUCAGUAGAGCUAACAAAUUUACCUUGUUGUUGCUGUUAAGAAACUUGCAAACUUUAUGUUUCUGGGUCUUAGAGCUCCUUGGAAAAGUAUCGGUGUGCUUUAGACACAUUUUUUUUCACAUCUGUUACUUUACAACCAAUAUACAGUAUGUUAUAUUAGACAAACAAAGCACUAUUAAAAUCUAAAGUGGGGCAUGUAUAUCUCUUCAGGUCCCCUGUGUCAGUAGGUUGUGGAAACAUCCUUCAUUGCAGUUAUAGCUGCAGGUCUUUUAGUGUAUGUGUCUACAAGCUUUGCACAUCUAUGUAUUUUUUUACAAAAUAGCCCAGCUUAGUCAGAUUGUAAGGAACAUGUCUGGGAACAUUAUUUUAGUAACACAUUUUCAAUAGGAUUUAAGUCUGGACAGACUGACGCAUGGAUAUUGUUUGAUCCAAACCAUUCU
This is a messenger RNA of Fundulus heteroclitus (mummichog), 2362 nucleotides long. RefSeq names its product glutathione hydrolase 7. NCBI's taxonomy places the organism in Eukaryota, Metazoa, Chordata, Actinopteri, Cyprinodontiformes, Fundulidae. Gene Ontology annotation, molecular function: glutathione gamma-glutamate hydrolase. The transcript is spliced from 15 exons. The record is from RefSeq and is a predicted model, not a curated record. Gene Ontology annotation, biological process: glutathione catabolic process. Bases 88 to 1854 code for a protein of 588 amino acids. Gene Ontology annotation, cellular component: plasma membrane.